Messenger RNA from Botrytis porri, 2544 nucleotides. RefSeq lists its product as uncharacterized. The record is from RefSeq and is a predicted model, not a curated record. Lineage: Eukaryota; Fungi; Ascomycota; Leotiomycetes; Helotiales; Sclerotiniaceae. The transcript has 3 exons. Bases 1 to 2544 code for a protein of 847 amino acids.
AUGGGAUAUCAGAUGCUCAAUCUCUCGUGUCGACGAGUAAUGAUCUCGAGUAAAGUUAUUCACAAUGUGGGUCGUUGCCCACGCCGACAAGGAAUUGCCAAGCGCGCAUUCUCUCUCACUGCCAAAGUUGGCGACGUCAUGAAAGAAGACAACGAAAGUGGAUUCAAAAUAUCUCGAGUUGGAUCAACUCGACAGACACUCGUAAGGUCUAUAUUUGCAUCCGCCACAUAUUAUCCCUCUGUCUCUGGAGAGACGGUUCUUGGGGACCUGGUUGAUGAUGUUAAAUCGGACCUCCAAAAGAGCUCAGAGAAGGCGCCCCUCACAGGUGGGGGGCGAACUCGUAUGAGACAAAUCCGUAAUAAGAGAGCCAAAGAUGAUAGCUCUAGUUCAAUCACCCCUAAUAUGGUUCUCGACCGAAAACCUUCUUCGCUGAGCCCUCGCCAAUUCAGCAUCAUCUCUCCGGAUCCCAAGCGCACUACUAAAGAACAAGUUCUUCAACUCAUCUCUAAUCGUGCGCGCAUGACCAAAGCUCGAUAUCUUGCGGACCCCUCUCUUAAUCCACCCGAGGAAGCGGUCGUUAUCCUAGUAACCCCAGCGUUUGCGAAUUGGCUUGAAGAUGAGAAUUUUAUCAAACAGGUCUUGGAAUGUUUUACAUAUCAUCACGUGGAUGGUAAGCCGAAUUACGUUGUUGUCGUUGGUGCUGUAGUUGAUGGCCUUGUACCUUCACCUGAUGAUAUCCCCAUAGCGGAGCGUGCUGGUCCGCUUGAGGGAUUCUCCUUCUUGCAUGGUCUACGGAGUCGAGUGUUGAGGCCUGAUAAUGUGUGGAACCCCGAAUCAUUCAAGGAUAAUGCAAAAAAUCCUGACAAAUUAUCACAUCUCAUAAUUUCUGGGAACAAAUUGCAAAAGCCGUGGGAGUUGGCAUUGAGUACUACAAUAAGUCUACCUUUGGCAAAUACUUUGUUUGUGAACGGCAAGCAUUCAACUCUCGAAAUAGCUAAAUGGACUCGAAGAAAUGAGGGUGAAUAUAAAUGCAUACAAAGAGAGCAAAAACAAUAUCAGCAUAUCAAAGCUUUUCAUUAUGAAAAUACCAUGAUUCCACCAAUAUUUGUACCAGCAGUUCCUCUAACUCUGCCUCGACCCAUUGCAAAUGGGUUAGGCAAUAUUGUUCGACAACUUUCUUUUGGAUCAGGGGAUACAGAUAACAGACCGGCUUCAUCUGAAUUAGAAACCCAAGUUACAAGGUUCAUGGAAUAUAGUAAUUUGCACACCAACAUUGGAGUGUGGGCGUUGAUAUACCGAAAGGAACUUCUGGACCCCAAUCUCAAGGCUUCAACGCUUGAAUCGGCAGAAGAUCUCGAGUCAACUUGGAGCAAUGAUGAUAAAAAUCUAAGAUUUGUUGGUACACAAAUAGCUCUUGGGGCCAUUCUUUGUCGCGUUGUGAGCGGUGGUGGUGGUUGGGGCGCUAAACAAGGCCUCUUAUCCUUGGAUCCUCAAAUGACAUACGAAGAUAUCGUUUCAGCAUCCUUUGAAUAUACUGAUCAAUCAAUGGAGAAAGCACAAGAUUCUACGCUAGGUAAUCUCGCUCGACGAGGUGAUCACAUACAGUUCUUUACCAUCAAUCCCUCCAAGUUGAAGGAACCCGGAACUCCAAUGGAUAUUCCAGAAUCGAAUGAAACCACUGACGCGAAUUCCAUCGUCGACGACAAGGUAGCAAGAAAAAGACUUCUUACACAAGAACCAGAAAAGACCGAAUUAAAUCUCCGCGAUGCCACAGACCUGAGUUGGUCUAGCAGAACUACAUUUGGAGUAGUUCCUAGCACAAUCGACGAAAUACCCAGCUAUGAUAUUCACGACUCCUCGACUUCCAACGAGACGCUACCUUUUCUAAGCUUCCACAAAGGCGAAUUUGGCGCAGUAUCCGAGUCAGGAAUCUACCUCCAUUCAUCUCACCAAAAACGAAUCAAUGCAAAAUCACACGAACUCAUCAAUACGAAAAUCGAUAUGCCGUAUUCAUACAUCUACCGUGAUCAACCAGGCACGUCACCCAAGCAGACUGAAGAAUACAAAAUGAGAAUGAAUUCUCUCCUUGGAAGAUUUAGCUCUGAUGCCAAAAACAGCGAAUCGUUAUUUGAAAUGACAUCAAGAUUUAUCGUUACGACGGGCCGCGUUCCAACAAGGGAAGAACAAAAUGAACUCCUAGAAAAAUGUAAUAUCAAUCCGAGAAUCGUAGCGGCGAAGAAGAAAGGAGGAGUUACUUAUGCGCGUAUGCUUGUUUGGGAGGCGGAAAAGGAAAUGAAAAAUAUGAUUUCGCAAGCUAGACUCCUAUCGAGGGAAACUGGUAUGCAUGAAGCUUUUGAGAAGAUUUUUCCGGAAGUGGAGGAACGCAAUGUGAUUAGGAAGAAGAGGGUUGGGCAUACUAGGUGGCCGAAGUUUGUGGGGGAGAAGGAAAGGAGAGAGGUUGAGGUGAGGAAGGUUAAAGUUUUUCCUACGGAGAAGAAGUUUAGAUUUUCGUACGGGGAGGAGAGUGGGGGAUCGAAGGUCUAA